AUGGGGAAGGAGAGGGGUGACGAUCGUGAAGAUGAUAAAGGGGGUACAUCCCCUGUGCAAGGUACGAGGAAGAAUGAUGGAGGAAAUAUGUCUGAUGGGGUAAAUAUCAAUCAGGUGGAGGACUUGGAUGGCGAAUCUACACCAGGUACAGCUCCUGUACGUGGUAUUGGACUGAGGGUUACAAACAUUGAAGGAACGAAGAUAUCCUCAUCAACUGAUAAUGGUGUGGAAAGUGAAAAACAAAAACCUAUGUCUUUUGCUAGUGUUGUUCAGAAGAAGAAAGAUAGUAUUAAGGUGAAUUUCCGGAAAAUGGAAGCUAGUGAACAGAUGGAAGGUGUGGAUGUUGUGUUACCAGUGUCAUCGGUCAAAGAGGUGAGUGAUCGUUAUAUAAACACCUUGUAUGGGUAUUUUCUCGAAAAGCGACUUGCGUUUCCGGUAGUUGAUUACUUUAGUAGGAAUAACUGGUCAAAGUAUGGGAUUUCUAAACUUAUGAUGAACGCCAAAGGGUUCUUUUUCUUCAAGUUUAAAACCAAAGAAGUUAUGGAUCAAUUGCUGGAAGAUGGUCCUUGGAUGAUAAAGAAUGUGCCGAUAAUUUUGAGAGAGUGGACUCCGGCUGUUACGGUAGUGAAGAAGGAUAUUAGUUCUAUUCCGGUUUGGGUUAAAAUGCAUGACAUCCCUUUGGCAGCUUUUACGGAAGAUGGAUUGAGUCUGGUUGCUUCGAAAAUAGGUGUGCCAAAAAAAUUGGAUUCCUACACGGCGACAACGUGUACGGAAUCAUGGGGGAGGAGCAAUUUUGCUAGAGCAUUAAUUGAGGUUAAUGCAGCGAUGGAUUUAAAACGGAAUGUUACUAUUGCGGUUCCUGGUUUGAAUGGUAAUAGUUACUCUAAGGUGGAUAUUAGAGUUGAAUAUGAUUGGGAACCAGUUAGAUGUUCAGCAUGCUGUAUUUUUGGACAUCAUGAUGCUACAUGUCCUAAAAACCCGGUUCGAAUGGCUACUAAAAACCCGAAGGAGCAGGGCCAGGAUGAUGGAUAUACGGAGGUAACAAGGAAGAAAGGGAAUCAGGUGGGAGUGAAUAGCAAAAACCAAAAAGCUCAGCAAGGAAUCCAGCUGAAAAACCAGAAACCAAAGAUGGUUUACAGGCCGAUACCCAAACAUAAGUCGAGUGGGAAUGUUGUGUCUUCGUCUCAGGUUCGGGUGUCUAAUUCAUUUGAUAUUUUGCAAGAGGAUGGUGAGGGAAUCCGACAGGAGAACCUCACUUAUAAACCAAGUGACAAGCCGGAAACAAGUAAGAAAGGUGGUAAGAGUAAUGGGAAGGAGGUGCUAAUAGAUGCUAUUGAAGUUGAAGACCUUCUUAAAGAAAUCCCGAGGUAUAUGGAUCGGAAAUUAGAUGGCAAAAAUUCUGAGGGUGCAAGCACACCUGGUCACGAGGUGUGUGCUAUUACGGAAACUCAUGUAAAUGCGUCAAAUGUUUAUAAGGUUUGUAAGAAGGUUUGCCCUAUGUGGAGUUGGGCUUCUAAUGCUGCAUGUUGUAGUAAAGGUACUCGUAUUAUGGUGGGUUGGGAUGCAAACUUAGUUGAUGUUAUGAUUCUGGCUCAGUCGGAUCAAGUGGUUCAUACGCAGAUUUUAUUCAAAGUGGAUCAAAAAACAUUGUUUUGCUCUCUAGUUUAUGCUGACAAUCAGUAUAAAAAUAGGAGAGAUCUUUGGAAGAACUUAUGUAUGCAUCAUUCGUUUAUGCGAGAUAAGCCGUGGGUGAUUAUGGGCGAUUUUAAUUGCUCCUUAUUCCUUGAUGAUACGCUUUCGGGCUCUUCUACAAAUAGCAUAGGGAUGGCUGAUUUUAAUGAGUGUGUGAAUGCUAUUGAGGUGUUUGAUAUAAACAGUUUGGGUCUUCAUUACACAUGGACGAAUAAGCAGCAAAAACAUCGUGCAGUUUUUAAGAAGAUUGGUCGGAUUCUUGGGAAUACCAAGUUUAUAGAUUUGUUUCCAGCAGCCGCAGCUUGUUUUCAUCCUUAUCGGCUUUCGGAUCACACUCCAUGUAUCCUUGUCUUGUCGAAUGUUACUAGAGACAAACCGAAGCCUUUUAAAUUUGUCAAUUUGUUAGCUGAAAAGAAAGAAUUUAAAGAGGAAGUCACUCGGAUUUGGGAUAUGGAUAUUCCAGGAGUGUCGAUGUUCCAGGUUGUUAAAAAGCUGAAAUUAUUGAAGACUCUGAUGCGGAAGUUGUUACUCAAACAAGGUAAUUUACAUGAAAAUGUUAAGCGCCUUAGGAAGGAGAUGGAUGAAUGUCAAUGUGCUUUGGAUGAAGACCCGUUGAAUAAUGAUCUGAUGAACAAACAGUCGGAAUUGCUGCAACUUUAUAAGAGUGCCGUGACGGAUGAGGCUUUGUUUCUUCAGCAAAAAUCCAAAGUUGACUGGCUAGCGUUAGGAGAUUCGAGUACGAGGUACUUCCAUAGUGUAGUAUGUUGGGAUUGA
Messenger RNA from Helianthus annuus (common sunflower), 2466 nucleotides. RefSeq lists its product as uncharacterized. The transcript has 3 exons. NCBI's taxonomy places the organism in Eukaryota, Viridiplantae, Streptophyta, Magnoliopsida, Asterales, Asteraceae. The record is from RefSeq and is a predicted model, not a curated record. The coding region runs from base 1 to 2466 and encodes 821 amino acids.